Aspergillus tanneri is the source of this 2904-nucleotide messenger RNA. RefSeq names its product autophagy protein ATG9 (gene atgI). The transcript is spliced from 3 exons. Gene Ontology annotation, biological process: autophagy of mitochondrion; protein localization to phagophore assembly site. Lineage: Eukaryota; Fungi; Ascomycota; Eurotiomycetes; Eurotiales; Aspergillaceae. Gene Ontology annotation, cellular component: phagophore assembly site; autophagosome. The record is from RefSeq and is a predicted model, not a curated record. The coding region runs from base 1 to 2904 and encodes 967 amino acids.
AUGCAGCGUGACCGCCUGCAUCAUCGGGCUUAUCACAAGGGCGAUCAUCGACCCUCUCGCUCAAAGCUUUAUCUUAUUGCAGUCUCUAUAUAUGCCAAAAACGCCCUACCACCAUCCAAGAUGAUGACAUCCAACAUUCUGUCCCGUUUCCUCCCUCCCAACGGCUCGCCGUCGGUGUACGAGACGAUCCGACAACAUGAUGCAGACUCAGACUCUUCAGAUAUUGAGGAACGUGCAGGCUUGAUGCCGGAACAUGACCAGAAUGAAGGGUUCAAUGACCGUGAAUUGGAAGAGUCCAUGGCUGAUGCAGGGAGAGAUGGGUCGUCGAGCCCGACUCCGAGUGAACCAUUUCUCAGUCAACGUAGUCCGCAAAGGGCUACCAGUAAAAGGGCCCACGGCUCGACGGGCUCUCGCCGUCGUAGGCUUAGACGGAUGCAGGCAUCUUCUCCACAUCAUGAUCCUGAUGAUGCGGAUGACGACGUCCCUGCCUCUCUCCUGGUAGAGGGGCGGCAGGAUGACGAUGAGUUAAAGACACGACUUCCUCCACCCCCACCAUCUCAUCAUCGUCAAAACGACGAACCUCCUAUCCCCGGGCCUUCAUCUCGAGGGGACCGAGCUCGCUGGGAAACUACUCAAGGCCGACCGCCGUUGCACGCAGCCCCCCGAAGACACCGCCCAGGGAUGAUCUGGUCCCUACGACAUCCGAGCUUGGCCACGGUCGAUCCCAAAGAAAAGGCAAUGUGGAUGUGGGCCAACGUAGAAAACCUAGACAAUUUCUUGAAAGAUGUUUAUACGUAUUUUCUAGGCAACGGAAUCUGGUCCAUACUGCUGAAUCGAGUUCUUGGCCUCCUAACGUUUGCGUUUGUUGUCGGGUUCAGUACGUUUCUCACGAAUUGCAUUGACUACCACAACGUUCGUGGAAGCAAGAAACUGGACGAGAUCCUAAUCCAGAAAUGCACCAAAAAGAUGUCCAUGUCAUCCACCUUACUACUCUGGCUGCUUACUCUGUUUUGGAUCGGGAAGGCGUUUCAGUAUCUAUUGGACAUCCGGAGGCUCAAGCAAAUGCAUGAUUUCUAUCACCAUCUACUUGGAAUAUCUGACGCUGAGAUUCAGACAAUCUCAUGGCAAGAGGUCGUUAGCCGGCUGAUGACCCUCAGAGACUCGAAUCCCGCAACGGCCGGGGCGCUUUCUGCGGCGCACCGCAAAUUUAUGGGCAGCCAGUCCAAGCAGCGGAUGGAUGCCCAUGAUAUUGCUAAUCGGCUGAUGCGCAAAGAGAACUAUCUAAUUGCUCUAGUGAACAAGGAUAUCUUAGAUCUGACGCUCCCCAUCCCAUUCCUUCGAAACCGACAGCUGUUUUCGCGGACCCUGGAAUGGAACAUCAACCUCUGCAUUAUGGACUACGUCUUCAAUGAUCAGGGCCAAGUGCGAACGUUGUUUUUGAAAGAUACGCAUCGGAAGGCACUGAGUGAGGGCUUACGGCGGCGGUUUAUCUUUGCAGGCAUUAUGAACAUUUUUGUCGCCCCUUUCAUAGUUGUCUAUUUUCUGAUGCACUACUUCUUCCGUUAUUUCAAUGAGUUCAAGAAGAAUCCGUCCCAGAUCGGAUCUCGGCAGUACACUCCCCUGGCCGAGUGGAAGUUCCGGGAGUUCAAUGAACUCUGGCAUCUCUUUGAGCGCCGACUGAACAUGUCCUACCCCUUUAGCAGUCGCUAUAUCGAUCAAUUCCCCAAGGACAAAUUGAUUCAAGUUGCUGGCUUCGUGGCGUUCGUCUCCGGCGCCCUAGCUUCCGUAUUGGCUCUGGUAUCCAUUGUGGACCCCGAAUUGUUCCUGGGCUUCGAGAUCACGCAUGACCGCACUGUUCUUUUCUAUCUCGGCAUCUUUGGGUCUGUCUGGGCUUUUGCGCGGGGGGUGGUCCCGGAAGAAACGAACGUGUUUGAUCCCGAAUAUGCGCUGCUAGAGGUGAUCAAUUUUACCCACUACUUUCCUAGCCAUUGGAAUGGUCGGUUGCACAGCGACGAUGUUCGCCGGGACUUCGCGAUGCUCUACCAGGUGAAGGUGGUGAUUUUCCUCGAGGAGAUCUUGAGCAUGAUAUUCACGCCCUUUAUCCUGUGGUUCAGUCUGCCCAAAUGCAGCGAUCGGCUCAUCGACUUCUUCCGCGAAUUCACCGUGCACGUCGAUGGGAUGGGGUAUCUCUGUUCCUUUGCUGUGUUCGACUUCAAGAAGGGCACGAACGUGAUAUCUCAGGGCGAUGCCGGGCGACAACACUCGGCGCGGCAAGAUCCCCGGGCCGACUACUUUUCUACCAAGGACGGGAAGAUGUUGGCGUCGUACUAUGGAUUUCUGGAUCACUACGGUGGCACCAACCGCGCCGCCCACCCGUCCAGCAAACGGCCGUUCCAUCCUCCCCCUGCGUUCCCGACGUUGGGGUCCCCCUCCGUGGUUGAAAUGGGCCAUGUCGGUGGCGACCGGGCGUCCACCCUCGGGCCGCGCUUUGGAGCGGCUGGCCUAGGAGAUCAUGCCUCCCCUGCCCCUUCAGUGCUCCUAGAUCCCCAUCAUCAACCGUCCGCGUCGGGCUUUAGGACCGUUCCUCGCAAUGCGGCAUAUUCCCGUUAUCGGCUCUCACGGCCGGGACGGGCUAUCUCGGACCCGAUUGAGGAUGACGACGAGUCCCCCUCCACAGAGACACGCAGUCCCGCGAUGAGGAAAUCGCUACACAGUGGGGCGACGGGAACUAGCGACAGUAACCUGGGGGAUUCGUGGCGGAUGAAUGUGAUGGGGGACAUCGAGGAUGACGAGGGGGAGGACGGAGGGGAGAAUGUGGAAGCAAUUGCCGGAGGGGCGGGAGUGUUGGGGCUUAUCCAGCAGUUCCAGAAAGUACACCAGGACCGACGAGCGGUGGGGAUAUAG